Molecule: messenger RNA, 2674 nt
Organism: Belonocnema kinseyi
Lineage: Eukaryota; Metazoa; Arthropoda; Insecta; Hymenoptera; Cynipidae
Product: E3 ubiquitin-protein ligase RNF19A-like
Exons: 12
Coding region: 336-2474 (712 amino acids)
Biological process (GO): ubiquitin-dependent protein catabolic process; positive regulation of proteasomal ubiquitin-dependent protein catabolic process; protein polyubiquitination
Cellular component (GO): cytoplasm; ubiquitin ligase complex
Molecular function (GO): zinc ion binding; ubiquitin conjugating enzyme binding; ubiquitin protein ligase activity
Source: RefSeq, a predicted model, not a curated record
GGAGUAGUGGACCGUGGUGGACAGCUCGCAUCGUAUAAACGUGUCAAAAAACAUAAAACAAAAGUCUGAUAUUUUUGUUAAUUUCUAGUUGUUUCUAGAUUUCUUUGUUUCUGUUAAGAAUUUUUGAGCUACUGUCCAUUCAAAGUGUUCAAAAUACUGCAACUAGGCUCUAAUUUGUACGUUUCUUCUCAUUCUUCUUCCCUUUUCUUUUGUAAACCAGUGAAUGUGAACAUCAUCUUAUUUCUGGAUUGCGCAAUAUUAAACCAGUACUGAAAGACGUGGUAAAAGGAGACGAAAUGAUUAAAGAUUUGUAGCAGGAUAAGUAAUUUUGAAGAAUGCUCAAGGAAGGCGAAAGUGGAACAGCAGGAGCAGGAGGCUGCAAUGUCGGCUCUAGACCUCGACGAUUUUUUCCACGUUUUUCGCUCCGAAGGCUUUUAUACUCGAGUCCGCUGAUUGGUCGUCGAAUUUCAAGAGUGACUAAUUCCAGCAUCCGAAAUACCAAAGCAAAAGAUCCUGUAAAUAAAGUGAUAGAUGUUGAGAAAGGAGAAGCUAGAGUUAGUAAUGGAUCGAGUCACUUUCAGUUUCACAAUUCUGACCUGCAGCGUGCUUCCAGUAAAGGCUCUGUACUUUCAACUGCAGGGAAGAGUACCGAAAAUGGAGUGAUGGAAUGCCCUCUCUGCUUGGCUGAAUUGCCAAGCGAAUUAUUUCCCACAAUUCAGUCUUGCCACCAUCGCAGUUGUUACGAUUGCUUUCAGCAGUAUCUCCGAGUCGAAAUUUCGGAAUCUCGGGUCAAUAUUGCCUGUCCUGAAUGCUCCGAGCCUUUACAUCCCAACGAUAUACGAAUGAUCUUGAACGAUCAAGUGCAACUGGAAAAAUAUGAAGAUUUUAUGGUGAGGAGAGUGCUGGCUGUGGAGCCUGAUGCAAGAUGGUGUCCUGCGCCCGAUUGCUGUUUUGCUGUGAUUGCAAGUGGUUGUGCCUCCUGUCCGAAAUUGCGAUGCGAGAGGCCAGGAUGUGACUCGUACUUUUGCUAUCACUGCAAAGCUCGAUGGCACCCUAAUCAAACGUGCGACGCAGCUCGUGCCCAACGCUCCCAACACUAUGAACGCAGCUCAUCUCUAAGUUUCAGCCAAAGUGAUUCGCAGCACAGGGAUGAUAUUAAACCUUGUCCAAGAUGUCAAGUUCUCAUUGUUAAAAUGGACGAUGGCAGUUGCAAUCAUAUGACAUGUGCUGUGUGUACAGCUGAAUUUUGCUGGCUUUGUAUGAAAGAAAUCAGCGAUCUUCAUUAUCUCAGUCCUUCGGGUUGCACAUUUUGGGGCAAAAAACCUUGGUCACGAAAAAAGAAAAUCUUGUGGCAAUUAGGAACAUUGGUAGGGGCUCCUGUUGGAAUUGGCCUUGUCGCUGGUAUAGCCGUUCCUGCAAUGAUAAUAGGUAUACCAGUCUGGGUGGGAAGAAAAUUGUAUACGAGAUACGAAAAGGCCAACAAACACAAAAGAAAUGCUUUCAUUGUUGGCGGAGUCACAGCAUCGGUUUUAGUGUCUCCUGUCUUGGCUGGCCUUGCCGUGGGAAUUGGAGUUCCCAUUUUAUUGUUUUACGUUUACGGUGUUGUUCCCGUAUCACUUUGUCGCAGUGGAGGAUGUGGUGUAUCGACAAAUGGAUCUGGCGUUAGGUUUGAAUUUGAUGACGAAAAUGAAUUGAUGGGCGCCUUAGGAGGACGAAAUGUUGGAGAUGCAGCGUCGAUAGGUGUAGCAAGUCAUCGCGGUGGAAAUCCAUCGAUAGGUGAAGCUUCACUCUCGCUAGGAAGUGGAAGUCAGUUGGAAAAAUUGGGACGUGAAAAUGAUCGUGAAAGUGCGAGUAAUGUUGCCCUUGCCGGAACUAGCAUAGCCGGAAGUAUAGCUUCAAGUGUUCUUCCAGGAGGCCAAAGACUGGAAGUGCAGGCUGACGUGACAUCGACACAGAGAUUUAGCUUGUGCAGUGAAACUGCAUCGGCCACUACUAGCCUCUCGGAAAAAUCCGUCAACGCUUCAAUCGCCCUGGACGAUGGAGCAGCAUCGACAAGGGCAUUAGCUGGUUCGGUUCUCAAUUUCAAAAUCGAAGGCAGCUCGAUCACUAGUGGUCCAAGUGUGGAGGGCGAGCAGACACCAGCUCUCGCUGAAUGCAAUGGUGAUUCGGCGGCAGGUCAGGCGGCUUCUUUGAGUUCACUCGAUGAAAUAGCGCCGGGCUUGGCGAAGCGUUCACGUCGAAGACCAAAUUUGGAUCUGGAUCGGCAGCAGAGCGAGUCGAGCAGUUGGACCGUUUGCGAGGAGGAGGACGGUGGCUCCGAGCGGGUUCGCUUUGACCAUCAUGUCAGUUUUAUCGAGGCUGAUGGAGAGAAUGGAACGAGCAGUGUUCCCAGAGGUCUUGGGAGGCGCAAGCGAAACAAGGAACACGAGCAACAAGAGGAGUCGCAAAAGACUUUGCGACUACUCAACACGUAAGAGUUAAGAAUGUCAAGCAAAGCACGGUUUUUCUCCAUAAAAAUUCAAAUUGUGUCUGAAUUUUGCGCCUAGAAGUUCCGAUCGUACUUUAAAAUAAUAACCAUUGGCGGAAAAAGCCUUUUCAGGGUCUUUUGAAGGAGGCUUGUGCGUUACAAUUGGCCGAAAAUGACGGUGAAAUAUAGUUUAAUUCUAGUUUUGAC